AGCCACGAGCGAGUGUUAAAUCCAUCCUACUUUUCUUUUUAUUUAACCAGGUGUCAUUUAGAUGCCGUUUACUCGUACACAACAAAAAGAGCAUGAGUAACACCCUGUGAAUACAACAGGUGUGAGUCACAAAGCUUCAAUAAAAAAGUUACCAAAAAAAACCCCAAAAAGCUGGAAGCAAAUUUUGUGAAGAGAAUAUUUUAUAGAUCCUUUAAAACUGACUAUAAUUUACCAAAUUUCACAGUUUCAGUCAACUCCAUCCGGCUCCAUUCUCGUGAUGUUACUUUGACUUUUUACUCCUAAUUUAGUUUUUGCAAGCCCAAAUUUAACAAAUAAAUAAAUAAAUAAAAUACACAAAAAUCUUUUAGGUAGACAGUGCAUUUGUAACUGGGGCAAAAAAAUCUGUCUGCACACCAGCAGCAUUAGUAUGAUAUCAGUAAAACCAUUUUUAAGCAAAAAUGGCAGAAAUUUUCUGUUUCCAGCUUAACAAAUGUGUUUUCUGCUCUUCUUUGUCUUACAUGAUGAACAGAAUGUCUUUGCUUUGUGGACUGUAGGCCAGUCAAAACCAGUAACAUCAAUGUCUCAGCUUCGGCUCUGGGAAACUGUAAUUUUUCACUCUUCUCUGAUGGCGAAACGAUUCAGGAAUAUAAGUGGCAGCUGCAGCUGUAUUUUAAGGCUGAGAUGGUUUAUCGCUGUAGAGAUGCCGUGGAAGAGGCGACAGCGGUUUGGCACAGCUUAUUGUGGUGUCACAGAUGAAUUUAAAUCCGAUAAAUUCACGUUUCUGUUCGGGUUUUGCGGGUGGUAAAGUUGAUUCUCUUCUUUUCUGUGACCUGUUAAGUGGAAAGUGGAGCUUAUUCAGGUUAAUUCUCCGCUACAUCCUUGACAAGAACGUGAUACCACAGUCAGUUUCUAUGCCUGCUUCUGUGUCCUCUCUUGCAUUGUGCAACAGCCUGUUCUGAUCGUGAAGUCUUUAGCGGUUCUGUACAUCACAGAGACAUGCUUCUUUUCAUGAGAACCACCUGAGGCGAGAACUUCUCGGUCAUCCUUAAAGUGUCAAGAUGCACCUCGUCUUCAUUUAUUUUAAUCUUUGAUGCAAACAGGGCGAGAGAAAGACGUAGUAAUAAGCGUAGAUGUUUAGCGUGUCAGGAGAAGCUCUUCGAAUUCAUCUCUUUGUGGAGCAAACACAAAGGUGGAGAGGUUCUUUGAUUCCCUUUGCCUCAUCUUAACACACCUCUCAUCAUUCUUCAUGGGACUUUUCAAAGAAACUUUCCACCUGUUACCUUGGUAGAGGAAGAAAAAAAAAAAGUAGGAAGCGCACACUUGUGUGCACACACACACACACACACACAAGCAGGCGUGCACACAGUGGCUCACGCUGGGAGGUGAUAAACUCUUAUACCAGUGAUGGGCCACUCUCAGAGACACCUAGAGACAACAGCAGCCACACACACACAAAACCCUGUAAGCAUCUGCACACAUCUUCAAGAAUGGUUGAGCCCAGCCCUCCGGCGCUGCACCUCCUCUCUGGCGGGGAUGUCAGCAUGGUUGGUGUCAAAGUAGAGCAGGAGGACUCAUGCAGAGGAGGUGCAGUCAUCACCAGCACUGAACCUUUUAAGACGUCUCCCUCACGCGACUGGUCAGGAAACCAUCCACUGGAAGCCCGCCAGUUGACCCCACCGCUCUCCUGCUCCCCUUUGGAUGGCUCUCCGGGUAAGGAGCUGCCUCACAGGCAAAGCCCCAUGGGACUGAAGGAGGCCAGGACACACGAUAGACUGGAGGGACAAUCCAAGUUCAAGGAAGUAAUGCCUGCCGUUGAGAAGCUGCUGAAUGCUGACUGGAAGGAGAAACCUCUGGACAAAAGCUCAAUGGGGGCAGGACAACUGAAAGGUACCCCAGAGUCUCUGGCAGAGAAGGAGCUCGAGUUGCUGAUGAUGAUCAACCAGCUAAAAGGACUGAAGGACCAGCUGCUGGGAGCCCACUCUGAGCAGAAGAACAUGGCCUCUUUGUUGCUGGAGAAACAGCAGCAGCAGAUGGAGCUGGCUCGACAACAGCAGGAACAGAUCGCCAAGCAGCAGCAGCAGCUGAUCCAGCAGCAGCACAAGAUCAACGUGCUUCAGCAGCAGAUCCAGCAGGUGAAUAUGCCCUACGUGAUGAUCCCGGCUUUCCACCCCAACACCCAGCACCUCCCGGUCACCUCUGAACCCCAGAUGACUUUGCCACUGCAACCAAUCCCCUGCAAGCCAGCUGUGGACUUCCAGCUGCUGCAGAAUUCUCACCCCACCCCUCUCAAGAGGAGCAGUGGUUCCUUCCGACAGGAAGUCAGUCAGCCCUUGAACCUGACCUCCAAGCCGAAGGGGCUGGAGCUGGGGAAAACACCCAGCCCGCAGAGCCUGGAGCUGGGAUCGCUGGUGCUGCAGGGGGCCUACAGGCCCAGAGAGCUCCAUAGAGAAAUGGCCCACAGCCCACCACGAUCGGCCCUCAGUUUCCUUGGAGACGGCGAUGUGGUCACCCAGGCCAUCCAUGACGCCCAGCUGCUCCUGAGGAGCCACAGCACCGCAGGGCGAGAGAGGGAGAGGGAUGGUUGUGGAAAGAUGGAGAAUAAAGAGUCUCCUCGCAGCGAGAGAAUUUCUCACUCUGAGCGGGGUGAAGACAGACACGGCCUGCCGUCCGCUGAGGACCACCUCAGCAGUGACUCUGAGGGUAGGCAUCCCAGGAGGAGCCUGUUUAAUAGUGACGGCCUGUCUUCACUGAUGAAAGCAUGUGCCCUGCCCGUCUCAGUCCCCGGCAGCUACGCCGAGGCCCGGCCCCCUCCCUCCUCAGGCCAUAUCAAGAGACCCAUGAAUGCCUUCAUGGUGUGGGCCAAGGACGAGCGCAGGAGGAUCCUGCAGGCCUUCCCCGAUAUGCACAACUCCUCCAUCAGCAAGAUCCUGGGCUCCAGGUGGAAAGGCAUGUCCAACCAGGAGAAGCAGCCUUACUAUGAAGAGCAGGCGAGGCUGAGCAGGCAGCAUCUGGAGCGUUACCCCGACUACAAGUACAAACCCCGACCCAAACGGACCUGCAUCGUGGAGGGACGGAGGCUGAGGGUUGGCGAGUACAAGGCCAUGAUGAAGAGCCGUCGGCAGGAGCAGAGAGCGUCCUACACGCACAGUCAAACGGAAUCACAGCAGAUGCACUACUCCAGUGCUGAUGGCCAGUACCCAGGAGGCACCGGCUCGGUCUCGGUGGCCAUGCCCUUUCACCCUGCCUUACUGGAGCACUACCUUCCACAGGUGCCGCCCACAUCACGCCGAGCGGAAGACCAGGCCCCACCCACUUCCCUGCCCAGGGAGAAAGAGAGAGAGAGGGAACGAGAGAGGGAGCGGCCUCCUUACAGCGAAGGAGAGGAAAGCGACGGGGGAGAGAGGAGUGAGGGGGAGCUGGUGCUCCUGACGGACUGAAGGGUGGGGGGGUGGUAGGGAAGAAAAAGUGAAAAUGGAGGAGAGGAGAGGGUAGCUGAGGAGUAAACAUGUGCUUUGCUGAUUGACAGUCAGAGAAGGAUGGAGGAUGGACAGGGGAGGAGGGAUUGAGUUGUCCCUGAAUGAGGAAAUUUCCCAUGUGUUAAAGCGACAGUGAAGUCCCAUGUAAAUUCAUUUCCAGUGAAACCCUUCACGCCACAUACACUCACAUAGAGGCGAGGUCUUAUCUUACUCAUUUCCUUUUAUAGAUAUUUCAUCAGCUGCUUUGUUCUAGAAUACAGAAGUUUCACUGAAGCUAUAAUGUUGACAUUUUAUCGUUUAAUCCCAUACGCUUCUUGUUUCCUCCCAUGUUGACUUUUGGCAAACAAAAUCCCCCACAUUGAUUAGACUGACUGGGGGAAAGUUUUAACCAGAAAUGUUCAAUAGAAUCCCUGUCUUCACCUGUUAGAUUGCUGAAGGACUUCAGAGAAACUGGGAAACUUCUUUCUGGUAGGAGCAACAGGCCUGUGAAACUGCUUGUUAUCAGUGUGUCAGUACUGCCCCCUGCUGGUGAAGCCUGGUUAUUACUGAAUGAAGACAGAGCUACCAUCCAGCUCAUAGCUCAGGUUGUCUGGACAGCAUGCCACCUGAACACUUUGCCACCCUUUGAUUUUCAAGGAAAAAUUGAGGUGAGGGGGGGGGCAAUUUGGUAUCGGGCUUCCAUAAAGGUUGUAGAGUCAGACGAAAAAGAAAUCAUAGUCAGGAAAUGAUAGUCAAAUCCAAAAAGGAGAGUCUGAAAUACUCUGACUUUAAAUCCGUAGACUGGCUCAAGCUCCUAAAACACUGGAUCUUACACCUCCCAUAACGCAACCUGAUAAUGUCUUUCAUUAGACCCUCCCUGUCUUUAAGUGACAUCUCGAACAUGUCUCAUCACACCUA
Messenger RNA from Scatophagus argus, 4373 nucleotides. RefSeq names its product transcription factor SOX-13-like. Gene Ontology annotation, biological process: regulation of transcription by RNA polymerase II; cell fate commitment. The transcript is spliced from 14 exons. Gene Ontology annotation, cellular component: nucleus. The coding region runs from base 1488 to 3437 and encodes 649 amino acids. The record is from RefSeq and is a predicted model, not a curated record. Gene Ontology annotation, molecular function: RNA polymerase II cis-regulatory region sequence-specific DNA binding; DNA-binding transcription factor activity, RNA polymerase II-specific. Lineage: Eukaryota; Metazoa; Chordata; Actinopteri; Scatophagidae.